This is a messenger RNA of Vespa crabro (European hornet), 7236 nucleotides long. RefSeq names its product protein diaphanous (gene dia). The record is from RefSeq and is a predicted model, not a curated record. NCBI's taxonomy places the organism in Eukaryota, Metazoa, Arthropoda, Insecta, Hymenoptera, Vespidae. Gene Ontology annotation, biological process: actin filament polymerization; actin cytoskeleton organization. Gene Ontology annotation, cellular component: cytoplasm; actin filament. The transcript is spliced from 16 exons. Gene Ontology annotation, molecular function: small GTPase binding; microtubule binding; actin binding. Bases 833 to 4090 code for a protein of 1085 amino acids.
GCCAGCGUCGUGGUAUUAUCAGUGUCCGAGACAUACGUCGUAACCAAUUCUUUCGUCGUUCUUCCUUUUUUAUUUUCUUACUAAAAAGAAAUUACUUCAGCAGUUGUUUCCAUCAAAUAUUCUACGAAGAUUAUAAAAUCAUUGAGAUACGUAACGAUAUUUUUGUUCCAUUGACGUCGUAGUUUUAUCAUUUAUUUUACUGACUUUUAUUUCUUUUUUUUUUCUUUUUUAUUUUUUUCUUUGGAAAUUAUUAAGAAAACAAAAAAAGUUUCAUUGCCGUUAUCGUAUUUUUUCGAGUUUAUGAUAACGAAAUAAGCAUCGUGACAAUAGGAUGACAACGACGUCAUUUUUAAACGACAAUAAUUGAUAUCUCUUGUAUUUUUAGGAAUAGGGUAGUGUAAUUAGAUGCACGUGAAUUCAUAUAUCUAUGCACAUAUGUAUCUAUAUAUUUUCUUUUAUUGAGAAAUGGAAAGUAUAGAGAUAAAGACGUAAUAGGUAAAAGUACGUGUCUUUCGAAAGGCAAUUUAAUUCAGAGAAAGGUGUGUUUUUUGUGCCGUUACUGACGUUUGAAUUGUCGUAUCGUCGAUCGGACUAAUUGAAUUAAUUAAAGUCAUCCGUCACGAAAAACAUUUGCGUAUUGUGCACUUUCUACAAACACCUGGUUCUACGAAUCGUGCAAUUCCUUAGUUUGAUUAAAAGGGUUUUUGAUGAAGGGAUAAUGACAAGAGUGAUUAUUUAAUAAAAAUUAUUAUUUAAUAAAUAUCGUUUUACCAAUCAGAGAAAUUCUUCUACCGAGAUUAAAAAGUAAAUCGUGCGUUUGAAGAAGGUCGAAAUGUCGGCGACGAUUAAAAGACGGAAGACUUGGUACAAUAAAACCGAGGCUGGUAACAAGCUCGAGUCAUGGUUUACCAGGCCCAAAAAAUCUGGUCGUGGAGGUGGAGUCAGGAGUGGUACGGAUAACAACACAAUGCCUCGGCCACAUUCUGGCGAUGAUUUUAAUGAGAUCGAACAGCAGCGUUGUAUCAUUGAGAAAAUGGACGAGGAAGCUGUUAACGAUCGUUUCGAAGAAAUGUUGGCAAACAUGAAUUUAACGGAGGAGAAAAAGGCUCCGCUUCGUCAGCAAUCCGAAUCGAAGAAGAGAGAGAUGUUGGUGUUACAUUACAAGGGUAGCAUGCAAGAGAAUAGAUCAAAAUUCGACAAACCAGCUGAUUACAUUCAAUAUCUAGCUCAGCCGGAUCUAAGUGUAAAUAAGAUUCACAAUUGUAUAGAAUCACUUAGAAUUGCACUGACUAAUAAUCCUUUAAGUUGGGUUCAAGAAUUUGGUACUAAGGGAUUGAAGCAGGUUUUAGCAACACUCAACGAAUGCUACAGAAAUGCCUUCAUAUAUUAUGAUAGCGAUAAUCGAUACGAACGGAUACAGUACGAAUGUAUACGAUGUUUAAAAGCGAUAAUGAAUAAUACCGUUGGAAUAAAGGAGAUGUUAGCUCAUCACGAAGCUUUGACGAUAGUGGCAAGAUCGUUGGAACCCACUAAACCAUCGGUGAUGUCGGAAGCUGUAAAGUUAUUAGGUGCAGUCUGUUUGAUUUCGAGCGAUAGUCAUAAAAUGGUUUUAGAUGCGAUCACUAUGAACGGCGAGUUCAAGGGCAGAGAAAGAUUUUUACCCAUUGUACAGGGAUUGAUGAAUAGGAAGAAUGAAAAUUUAAGAGUAGUGUGCCUUCAACUUAUAAAUUCGAUUAUUAAUUCUGCCGAGGAUCUAGACUUUCGAUUACAUUUAAGGAACGAAAUAAUGCGAGUAGGAUUAGCGGAUAUAUUAGAAGCUUUAGAAAAGGAUAAGUCCGACGAUUUGUCUCAUCAUUUAAGGAUCUUCAACGAAUAUAAGGAAGACGAUUACGAGUUAUUUGUACAAAGAUUUGAUCACGUUCGAUUGGAAUUAGAUGAUGUCAAUGAUUGCUUCGAGGUAGUGAAAAAUAUGGUUAUGGAGACUUCCGCCGAGCCGUAUUUCUUAUCGAUAUUACAGCAUCUACUACUUAUCAGGGACGAUGCUUUGGUGAGACCAGCUUAUUAUAAAUUAAUAGAAGAGUGCGUAUCGCAAAUUGUGUUACAUCGUUCAGGCUGUGAUCCGGACUUCAGUGCGACGAAACGGUUUCAAAUAGACGUACAACCAUUGAUCGAUACUUUGGUCGAGAAAUCUCGAGCCGAAGAGGAGCGACGUUUAAUGGAAGUGUCUCAAAAGUUGGAAGAAGCUAUAGCUAGUAAACAGGAGGCUGAGGCGAAGCUUCAACACGCUGAAAACAAAAUUAAGGAACUCGAACAAGGGACUGGAAAAAGUGGAGGGGGAGGAGGAGCUAGUACGAAAACAAAUUGUCCGAUAUUACCACCUCCGAUACCUGGUUCGAAUGUAACACCACCACCGCCACCACCUCCACCACUUCCAAACUCGAUUGGACCACCGCCACCACCUAUGCCACCUGGAAUGGGUGUAUUACCACCACCACCACCUCCAAUGCCUGGAACAAAGGGACCACCUGGUAUGGGAGGUCCAAUACCUCCACCUAUGCCAGGAAUGGGAGGUCCUCCACCUCCUCCUAUGAUGGCUGGAAUUACAUCCAUGAUGCCGUCGUUACCUAAUGGAUUGAAACCUAAGAGAAAGUGGGAGGUCGAAGGUCGAUUGAAGAGGCCUAACUGGAAAGCAAUAUCACCGCAUCAGUUGACGGAAGAAGUAUUUUGGACAAAAGUGCAAGAGGAGAGAUUAGCCGGUCCGGAAAUACUCGAUGGUUUAGCACAAAAGUUCGCGUCGAAACCAAGUGGCAAGAAAAUCGAUGACGUCGUAGAUAAAUCGGCAACCAUAAAAAAAGUGAAAGAUCUCAAGGUUUUAGAUAGUAAAGCUGCACAAAAUAUAUCGAUACUUCUUGGUGGUACGUUAAAGCAUAUGUCGUACGAAGAUGUCAAAGGAUGUCUUUUUAGAUGCGAUGGACCAGUUAUCUCGGAUAACAUAUUGCAAGGUUUAAUUCAAUAUUUACCAUCGCCAGAUCAAUUAGCGAAAUUUCAACUUUACAAAGAUAAUUAUGAUGAUUUGACGGAGGCCGAACAAUUUUGCGUUACGAUAUCGACGAUCAAAAGGUUAUUGCCCAGGUUAAAAUCAUUGAGUUUUAUGCUGAGAUACGAGGAAUUGGUACAGGACAUUAAACCAGACAUAGUGGCAGGAACGGCAGCUUGCGAGGAAGUUAGAGGAAGUAAAAAGUUUGCAAAGAUACUCGAAUUGAUUUUAUUGUUUGGAAAUUAUAUGAAUUCCGGGGGUGGAGCUUCUGGUCAAGAUUUUGGGUAUCAGCUUAGUUUUCUAACCAAGUUGACAAGUAUAAAGGCUGCGGACAACAAAGAAACUCUUAUGCAUUACUUAGUAUCUACGAUAGAGAGAAAAUUCCCAGAAUGUUUGAGUUUUACCGAAGAAUUGGCACACGUAGAUAGGGCGAGCCGUGUCUCUUUAGAUAACGUACAGAGAAUACUUCGUCAAAUGGAUUCUAACAUACGAAAUCUUGAACAAGACCUUUCUAAUGCUAGAAUUCCACAAUGCGAGGAAGAUCUAUUUUCGGAGGUCAUGACUCCAUUUGCUAAGAAAGCCCGUGAAUCUUGCGAGGUAUUGAAGAACAUGUUUAAAAAUAUGGACGGUCUUUACACCGAAAUCUCUGUAUUCUUCUGUUUCGACAAACAGAAGUAUACAAUCGAGGAAUUGUUCAGCGACAUAAGGACGUUCAAAGAUGAUUUCGUGCAAGCACAAAAGGAGAUGUUAAAGCUAAGGGAAGCGGAAGAGAAACAAAGAAGAGCGAGAGAAGCGAGAGAGAAGGCGGAAGCUGAGAAAGCGGCACGAGCGGCGCGAAAGAAAGCGCUUGUCGAUAUGAACGCACAUGAUACUCAAGAAGGUGUUAUGGAUAGUUUGAUGGAAGCACUUCGAACUGGUUCUGCUUUUAGUCGGCCGGAUCAACGACGCAAGAGGCAAACACGCAUUGCUGGUGCAGAAAGGAGAGCACAACUUAAUAGGAGUCGAUCGCGUACAGGACUGGUUGGAUCUGGUUUGCUUGGAAGAGAGCCAUAAACAAACCUUUUAAGUUCAGCAGUAAUAUACCAGAAUGUCAGAUUUCCGUCCUAAACUUGAUGCUGUGAUGGUUUUACACUUCGGUUAUGUUUGGAAUGCCAGAGACAACUAGAUAGAACACAUGGUGUUUCAUCCAGCAAAAACGCAAGAAAUAUCGCGUCCGAUUAUUAUUAUUAUUAUAAUUCGUUAAUAAUAGAACCGUCGGUUGUUAAUAAGUUCGAUAUAGUCUUCCCUUACGUACUUCGAUGUUAUCUUCUGGGUACAACGUUUUAUCAUUAAAUUCUUAUGAAAUAAUUUUACAUAUAAAAACGGAGCUAUGCAUCGAUAUUAUUCUAAAAAGCAUAAAGCAAAAAGGAACGAUUAUGAUCAUGCCGAAAAAAACAUUUCGUUAUUAUUUUUAGGAGAUAUAUGAUAUAAUACUGGUAAUAUCAAUAUUAGAAAACCUAAAAUAUAAUUAAAAAAAAAAAAAACAAACAAAAAAAAAACAACAAAAAAACAACAAAAAAACAACAAAAAAAAAGUUUGAAUAUAUUUAACAAACAGGAAUCGAUGAUCUUGGUGCAUAAUAAUUUUUCUUAAUUACGCUUUUAAAACUUAUCGAUUCUCGCUCAAAAAAGGAAAUUUCAUUGCAAAUCGAGUCAGUCAUACAUAUCUAUGGUAUCUUUCGUUAUUCUAUCCUUUUUUUUAGUCUUCUUCUUUUUUUCUCUGUUUUUUUUUCUUUUUUUUUUCUUUUUUUUUUUCUUUUUUUCUUUUUUUUUUUCAUUUUACAAUGCGCUUGUACGAGGACAUUGAAAAUGGCUCUGAUUUAAAGGACGAUUGAUAAUUUGGUGCUCGAUAAUUCGUAAAAAUAUCAUUCAAAUGUCGUGGUAAUCAAAAUUAAUCAAUCGUAAUCGCGUUUGAUUAAUAACCAAAGAUCAAGUAGCAUUUCUUUGUCAUUGUCAGCCAUUAUGAAGAUGAUUAUUAAAAUUCAAACGAUACGUUGAUUCAACGUUGAUGUAACGUUAGUUAUGUCGUCCUAGUGAUAUUUAAACAUAUACAUAGAUAAGCACAGAUACAGACAUAGACAGACAGACACGCACACACACACAGACACACAACGCACGCAUGCAUGCAUAUACGCACGCGUUCAAACACAUCUUGACAUACUUGUGCAACAUGUGAGUGCAUAUUGCCAAUAUAUUUUAUACGUGUAUAGUAUAUAUGCACAUAAGUUUUGUAUAGAUGUAAUUGCAAUGUUACUAUUAUUGUAUAAUGUUAGAUAGCGUUGGAUAAUUAAAUGAUUACUGUAAAGUACUUGUCGAGGAAACUGAUGUACAUAUAUAUAUAUGUACAUAUACAUAUGUAUAUAUAUAUAUAUAUAUAUACACAUAUCAUACGUAUAUAUUAUAUAUAUAUAUAGAUAUAUGUAUGUGAUAUAUAUAUAUAUAUAUAUAUAUAUAUAUAUAUAUAUAUAUAUAUACAUAUGUUCGUCUCUAUUCCAUUAUAACGUAAGUAAUAAUGGGAAGAUAAAAAUGUGUUCUUAAUUUUUAUUAAAUAAGACAAAUACACACAGGGAAAAGGAACGCGUGCUCCGAAUUGUGCACGUCUUUUGUGAUAUGCAAUUGUUUUUAUACUAUACGAAGAGAGCGUUUACUUACGUUAGAAAAAAGGAGAAACAGGUGUUUUCUAUUAUUCUUUUUAGUAAUGUAACCUUCAUUUGAAAGUAUUGCAUUUAUAGGAAAACGUUCAGAUAUAGUCUUGCAAAGUUGAUAUUCAGGUGGUCUCUCUCUUUUUUUUAUCUUUUUUUUCUUUCUUUCUUUUUUUCUUUUUUUUUUUUUUUUGUUUAACGAGAAUCACACACUGGUGCAAGUUCCAAUCAAGUGAUAUAUUUGUACAUAGUUUCUACGUCGUCUAACUUUAAGGAGGCACAAAAUUUUCAUUUUAUAAACUAUAUAUAUAUAUAUAUAUAUAUAUAUAUAUAUAUAUAUAUAUAUAUAUAUAUAUAUAUAUAUAAUUUUUGGAUAAGUAGAGAAAUUAACGCGAUCGGGCAGAACGAUAUAUUUCAUAAAAAAAAAGAAAAGAAUAAAUAAAUAAAAAAUAAAAAAGAAAACGUUCUGUUUUAGAUCGGCAUACUCACAAGAACAAUAGGUAUGAUUUUUCGGUAAUAUGGUGCCAAAUUUUCUAUUACACAUAUACACAUUUUGUAAGACAUAGGAUAAACAAUUCUAUUUCACUUUCUAUGUCUAAUAUAUCAGCUUAUUUUACAAUAUGAAUUUUAUAAUCGUGCCUAUUAAAAUCGCUCUAUAAUAUACAAUUGAAUUUAUUUUUCGAAUCUCAAAGGUCGUACGCUAUGAUGAUAAUGAAUCAUUCAUAUUAUAGUUUAAUAUCAAAAUUUAAAGAAAAAUUUGUAUCUAUAAUGUGAAUAUGUGAAUUUUAAUAAUAUUAAUGUGUUAUUAUUGAGAUACACAAGACAUUCAAGACAUCCGUCAUAUCGCAGAUUGUAUUCAUUUGAUAUUCCCGAUAUGUAAAUAUUUUAUAUAUAAUUAUACAUAUAAUUCAUACACAUAUAUAUAUAUAUAUAUAUAUAUAUAUAUAUAUAUAUGUUAUAUAUAGAUAAAAGUAGGAGAUUUAAGCAAUACCGAUGUUAAAAGAAAACCGGGAAAACGUAUGUGUCUACAUAUCUACUCUCGCAAGAGCAAGUUAGAAUUGUACGUUUACUCGAUAAGGAUGGAAAGUGAAAAGCGCGAGAAAUCCAGUUUGGUUUAAAUACUGCCACCAAUGGAAUGAAGAAAUUGCCGUAUGUACGAAAACGAUCGCGUGCGAAUAAGGAACGAUUGCGGAGUUUUAAAAAAUGCAUAUUAGCAAUCGAAACGAUCUAAUUGCUAUAUAAAUGGCAUUUUAAAUUAGACGAAGGACGGUUAAGAGCUAUAUAUAUAUAUAUAUAUAUAUAUAUAUACACCGUUAUUGUAAUUAAUUUUAUUUUAUAUGUAAGUUUCCUAGUAUCAUUAUCUCGGUUUUAUAAUGCUCAUGUAAUUAUAGUCGAAGUCAGUAAUUAGUCACAUAAGUCAUUCCAGCGAAUGACUCGUCUUCGAUCGUUCGCCGAACAAUAAUCGUUUCGUCUCUCGAUAGAAAAAAAGAUCGACGAAAUAAAACAAAAUUUAACAUCA